Esox lucius (northern pike) is the source of this 1958-nucleotide messenger RNA. RefSeq names its product integral membrane protein GPR137B. Lineage: Eukaryota; Metazoa; Chordata; Actinopteri; Esociformes; Esocidae. Gene Ontology annotation, biological process: negative regulation of bone resorption; positive regulation of TORC1 signaling; negative regulation of osteoclast differentiation. Bases 192 to 1445 code for a protein of 417 amino acids. The record is from RefSeq and is a predicted model, not a curated record. Gene Ontology annotation, cellular component: lysosomal membrane. The transcript is spliced from 7 exons.
UCUCUCUUCCUCCCUCUCUGCUUUCUCUCCCUCCUUCCUUUCGCUGAGUCAGACACCGGGGCUGUGUGUCGGAACCUUAGGCUCCAUGGAGGGGAGGCAUCGGCUCUACCAGCCGCGAUACAGCAGUGUUGCCUGAGAGGGACAGAAGAAAAGGAAUAUCCUUGUUUUUCUCCCUGGCCGAGGUAAAGAGGAUGAAUGGAGAAGAGAUGGGCACAUCCCUGGAACCGUUGUCCCCUGUGGUGGCGGAGCAAGGUGCCGUCUGGGGGGUGUCGACGGCACCCGAGCCAGCUGCCAUAGCGGCCGCUGCCGGCAACGGCUCCAUGCCCGCCCCGCCCCCCACCAUGGCCCCGGCCAUCCCUCCCUACGUCAAGCUGGGCCUCACCGUGGCUUACACGGUCUUCUACUCGCUCCUCUUCGCCUUCGUCUAUGCCCAGCUAUGGCUGGUGCUCCGCUACCGCCACAAGCGCUUCAGCUAUCAGACGGCGUUCCUCUUCCUGUGCCUGCUGUGGGCCGCCCUCCGCGCCCUCCUCUUCUCCUUCUACUUCCGCGACUGCGUCACGGCCAACGCGCUGGGGCCCUUCGCCUUCUGGCUGCUCUACUGCUUCCCCGUCUGUCUGCAGUUCUUCACGCUGAGCCUCAUGAACCUCUACUGCGCCCAGGUUUACUUCAAGGCAAAGUCCAAAUAUUCCCCAGAGCUCCUUAAAUACAAGCUCCCUCUCUACCUGGUCUUCUUGGCGGUCAGUCUUCUCUUCCUGGUAGUCAACCUGGCCUGUGCCCUGAUGGUUAAGAUGACUGCAGCUGAGGUCAAGACCAUUGUCCUGGUCAGAGUCACAAUCAACGAUACACUCUUCGUGCUCUGUGCCGUCUCGCUCUCUGUCUGUCUCUACAAGGUGGCUAAGAUGUCCUUGGCCAGCAUAUACCUCGAGUCAAAGGGGACAUCGGUGUGUCAGGUGACUCUGAUUGGUGUCCUGGUGGUUCUGCUUUAUGCAUCACGGGCCUGCUACAACCUGGUGGUGCUAGCUCUGACUGACAUCGAGAACAUCAACUCUUUUGACUAUGACUGGUACAACGUGUCCGACCAGGCAGACUUGAAGUCCUCUCUGGGGGACGGCGGCUACAUUGUGUUUGGUGUGAUCCUCUUCGUCUGGGAGCUGCUGCCAACCUCCUUAGUGGUCUUCUUCUUCAGGGUCCGCCGGCCACCACAGGACAGAAGUGGAUCAGGGAUCCCGAAUCAUGUGCUGUCAUCAAGACGCUACUUCUUUGACAACCCCCGUCGGUACGAUAGCGAUGACGACCUUGCAUGGAGCAUCCCUCCUCAAAACAACUCCACAAGCCUAAAUACAGAUGGCUAUGACUGCGGAAGCCGUAACAGCAGUUUCACCAUUCACACCGGGACGGACGAACAACGGUUGGCGCCGGUUACGGGAGACCUCCAUCUACACUGACACAUCCAGGGUCGGGGUUUGAACCAGUCCGAUGUACAGCACCGCAAUGCACUUUGUAAACUCUGACACUUGUUGACAGUAUCCGUAUUUUGUCCAUAAUCAGCCACCACAUUAGUCACCAAGCAAGGGCCAUUAGCGAUAAGGUAGAUAUUUUAGAAUGCGGUCUAGAAAACCAAUGACAUAAAACCAUAUCUUAAGCUAGUGCCAAGUUAUUCACAAAAUUAGACAUGAAAGUAGUUGACCAUAGACAAUAUACAUAGCUAUAUAUAAUCAUACAAUGACGAAUACAAAUGUAAUUUCUACAUGUGCAGUAAAUAUGACUAUGAACAAAUAUUAAUUUAUUGGUGACGUACAGGUGAAACAGAUGGAUUCUAUAUUUCUAACAGGAGAUGGUGUUUUGUAUGUCCUUUGUAAAGCAUAAUGUUUGCACUGAUCAGAUGCUCUAUUUUGUGUCAACUGUCUUGUGAUCAUGUAACCAUGAAUAAAAUGAAAUUUUGGUUGUGAAAUACUCAA